Colossoma macropomum (tambaqui) is the source of this 2328-nucleotide messenger RNA. It is a transcript of the gene igf2bp2b, whose product is annotated as insulin-like growth factor 2 mRNA binding protein 2b. Gene Ontology annotation, cellular component: nucleus; cytosol; cytoplasm. Gene Ontology annotation, biological process: regulation of gene expression; nervous system development. The coding region runs from base 299 to 2119 and encodes 606 amino acids. Gene Ontology annotation, molecular function: mRNA 3'-UTR binding. The transcript has 16 exons. Lineage: Eukaryota; Metazoa; Chordata; Actinopteri; Characiformes; Serrasalmidae. The record is from RefSeq and is a predicted model, not a curated record.
UCUCACAGACACACACUCGCACACAAAGUGAUUUACAAGUUGAUGCCGGGGAGGAGGGGGGGCCUUGAACCGGAUUGUUGCUUUUCUUUUUUUUUCUUUCUUUCUUUCUUUCUUUACAUCCUUUAUUUUGUUGUUGGUAUUUGCUCACGCGAGCACGUUGUCAUAGCAGCUAGUGGAAAGUUCGUUCUAACGGUGAAGAGGCUGCCGACCGUUAGACAUUUCGGGUUUUUGUCCAUUUCACAUUUUUACGUUUGUUUAUUUUUUUUUCCUCUGUAAUCAUUUCGUGCCUUGGUGGAUCAUGAACAAGCUUUACGUUGGGAACUUGAGUCCCUCGGUCACCGUGGAAGACCUGAAACGGCUCUUCGGGGAAAGAGAGCUGCCUGUGACCGACCAAGUCUUACUCAAGUCCGGCUACGCCUUCGUUGAUUUCCCCGAUCAGAAGUGGGCCAUAAAAGCUAUAGAGACGCUGUCAGGGAAAGCCGAGUUACACGGAAAGGUGAUCGAGGUUGACUACUCUGUUCCCAAAAAGCUAAGAAGUCGUAAGAUUCAGAUCCGGAACAUUCCCCCUCACCUGCAGUGGGAGGUAUUAGACAACCUGUUAUCACAGUACGGUUCAGUAGAAAACGUGGAGCAAGUUAAUGCUGACUCAGACACAGCUGUGGUAAAUGUCACAUAUGCUUCAAAGGAGGAAGCUAAAGAGGCCAUCGAGAAGUUGACGGGUCACAGUUUGGAUAACCACUCCUUCAGUGUGUCCUACAUUCUGGACGUGGAGGGGGGCGGAGAGUCUCAGGCCCAGCGGGCGUCAUCCCGGGGGGGCAGAGGGGCACGGGAGCCCGACUCCACACACCCCGGGGCCAUGGGGGGCCUCCAAGGGCCCCGACACGGCAACCACGAACUCCCACUCAGACUGUUGGUGCCCACACAGUUUGUAGGAGCCAUCAUUGGCAAAGAGGGACUGACCAUCAAAAACAUCACCAAGAAGACUCAGUCCAAGGUGGAUAUCCAUCGUAAGGAGAAUGCAGGAGCUGCGGAGAAGCCUAUCACCAUCCACUCAUCUCCAGAGGGCUGCUCUCAUGCCUGCAGGAUGAUCCUGGAAGUCAUGGAGAAAGAAGCCACUGACACAAAAACUGCUGAGGAGGUUCCUCUGAAAAUCUUGGCCCAUAACAGUCUGGUGGGUCGUCUGAUUGGGAAGGAAGGCAGGAAUCUGAAGAAAAUUGAGCAGGACACCGGGACCAAGAUCACCAUUUCCCCAUUGCAAGACUUGACCAUAUAUAACCUGGAGCGUACCAUCACAGUGAGAGGAGGAGUGGAAGAGUGCUGUAAUGCAGAGGUGGAGAUCAUGAAGAAGCUGAGAGAAGCCUACGAGAACGAUGUGGCUGCUUUAAACCUGCAGACUAAUCUGAUCCCAGGUUUGAAUCUGAGUGCAUUGGGGAUUUUCUCCUCGGCUCUGCCCGUCCUGUCUUCAGCUGCUGGGCCUCGAGGAGUGGCCCCUCUUCCCACCACAUACAACCCCUUCAUGGGUCACACAUCAGCACUGGGGGGUCUGUAUGGAGCUCCUCCCGCUUUACCCCUACAACAAACGGCUCCGGAGCAGGAGGUGGUGUAUCUCUUCAUCCCUACUCAGGCAGUAGGAGCUCUAAUAGGGAAAAAAGGACAACACAUAAAGGAACUGGCACGUUUCGCUGGGGCUUCCAUUAAAAUUGCCCCUUCAGACAGCCCUGAUGCUCCUGAGAGAAUGGUCAUCAUCACCGGCCCACCUGAAGCCCAGUUCAAGGCUCAGGGGCGGAUAUUCGGGAAGCUGAAGGAGGAGAAUUUUUUCACUGCUAAGGAGGAGGUGAAGCUAGAGACACAUAUCAAAGUCCCCGCAGCAGCUGCCGGUCGAGUUAUAGGCAAGGGCGGUAAAACGGUGAAUGAAUUGCAGAACCUUACAAGCGCUGAGGUUAUAGUUCCACGGGACCAAACGCCAGACGAGAACGAUGAGGUGUUUGUGAAAAUUAUUGGGCAUUUUUUUGCCAGUCAGACGGCCCAGCGGAAAAUUAGGGAGAUCAUUCAGCAAGUAAAACAGCAAGAACAGAAGAACCAGCAGGGAGCGGCAACACCAUCGCAGCACACCAAGUGACCAGCAGAGGGCGCCAGCAAGCAGCAGCCUAUGAAUGUAGCUCCUCCGAGCGCAAACCAAAUGAGCAAAAAGCGCAAGAGAAAGAAAGAAAGAAAGAGCGGCAAGGAAACAGACGAGAAGGACAAGAAACACGAUCAAAACCAAAGAACUUUAACAAAACAAACAAACAAAACAUGAAAACACGACAGAGGCUCACAAGAAGAGCAAAA